AUGCGCUUCAGUACUGCUUGUGUCGUGUGCACUGCCGCCGUCAUCGGCCAGGCAUCUGCUCAGACCUUCCGACGCCUCGGUGCUUGUCCCACACUGGGUUGUAUCUUCCCUCCAGACCAGAGCGACUUUCUUCCUGGUCAGUGGUUUGACAUUCGCCUCGAGACACAUGCUCCUCAGAACGGCAGUGAAGUCGUUCCCGGCUACUUGACUCCUGACGAAAAGUUCACCUUCACCAUCGCCAAAGAAGGCAAGCAGAAGGACUGNCAAAAUGCAGCUACCUACUUGAAAGUUGACGAGCCUGCCAUUGAGAGAUGGAACUUUACUUGGUAUGAGGAUCUGUUUGCCGAAGCUGCUAAGACACCCUCAAUGGUCAAGGUUGCUUCCAAGGCUUACAGAAAGGUCGCUCUUUAUGAGCCGGGUAACUACAUCGCGACUCUCACCUAUGCCAACGGUAGUGUCACCCAGGCCAACUGGACUGUUCGCGAUACCAAGAUCUCGCAAAAGGCCAAGAAUGUCAUCAUGGUACAUCACCGAGCUGUGCUGACUGCGGCAUCUCAANNGUUCAUCGGUGAUGGCAUGACUACUAACAUGAUCACCGCUGCUCGUCUGAUCGCCCACCAGAGCGUCAACGGCAAGUACCAGACUCGCAUGGCCAUGGACAAGUUCCCUGUCUUGGGCCAUCAGAUGACCCACUCCAUCGACUCUUUCAUCACUGACUCUGCCAACUCGGCCACUGCUCUGUACACCGGCCACAAGAGCACCGUGAAUGCUCUUGGAGUCUAUGCCGAUUCCUCUCCUAGCCCUCUUGAUGACCCCAAGAUCCAGUCUAUUGCUGAACUCUUCCAUGAAGUCCGUGGCGGUGGUGUUGGUAUUGUUUCUACUGCCUUCAUCGCAGAUGCUACUCCCGGUGCUUUGACUGCUCACACUCGCAACCGUGGCCAGUACGGCAAUGUUGUUGACUCUUUCCUCAAUGGUAUCACCAACUACACUUGGCCUGCUUGGGACGGUCCUGAUGUUCUUUUCGGUGGUGGUGCUGAGCAGUUCAUCCCCAGCAGCAAGUCUUUCCAAGGAAAGGACUACUACCAGGAGUUCAGAAACAAGGGCUACAAGGUCAUCCAGAACAACACUGCUCUUCAAGCCGCAUCCAACACUGAACGUACUCUCGGUAUCUUCUCGGUCUCGAAUAUGGCAAAGUGGCUUGACAGAAAUGUCUACAAGAACAACACUCAGAUCCCCAAGACUGCUCCUGAUGGUAGCAGCGCCGCCGCAACUGACCAACCCGGUCUGAAGGAGAUGACCCUCAAGGCUGUUGAUAUCCUGCACAAACGCAACCCCGACAAGGGCUUCUUCUUGAUGUCUGAGGCCGCUUCCAUUGAUAAGCAAAUGCACGUCCUCGACUACGACCGUGCUCUUGGUGAACUUCUUGAGCUCGAUGACACCAUCAAGGCCACCCUCAAGCACCUUGAGGAGAUCGGCGAGCUUGACAACACCCUUGUCAUUGUCACUGCUGAUCACGGCCAUGGCUUCGAUGUCACUGGUAGUGUUGACACCAAGUACAUGGACGCUCAGACCAGUGACCGCAGNAGGCGCGAUGCCGUCGGCAUUUACGAACAAUCCGGUCUUUCUCAAUACAUGGUCGCCAACCACUCUGCCCCCAUCGGCAGCGACCAAAACCUUGUAUACUCUGCUGGUGUCGACUUCCCUGUCAACUGGGACCCUCGCUACACCUUGCAGUCCGGCCUUGCCACUUUCCCCGACCACCGCGAGAACUACCGUGUCCACAAAAACGGACCUCGUGUUCCUGCUCUCAACAUCACUGGAUUCUCGUCAAACGACUACUACGUCAACUACAUUGAUGCUGUCACUGGCUUCGUCGUCAACGGCACCCUUCCUGUUUCGGCUGAUCAGGGUGUGCACUCGCUCACCGAUGUUCCUGUCUUUGCUCAGGGACCUUGCCAGAGUGCUUUCGGAGGUGUCUACAACAACGUCGACAUCUUCCACAACAUUGCUACUUGCUUGCGUUUGCAGAGAACCAAGGCUUCCAAGUAG
Molecule: messenger RNA, 2049 nt
Organism: Aureobasidium musti
Lineage: Eukaryota; Fungi; Ascomycota; Dothideomycetes; Dothideales; Saccotheciaceae
Source: the annotation of a GenBank genome assembly